This is a messenger RNA of Linum trigynum, 3393 nucleotides long. The record is from the annotation of a GenBank genome assembly. Lineage: Eukaryota; Viridiplantae; Streptophyta; Magnoliopsida; Malpighiales; Linaceae.
UAUCACUAACCAUAGAAAAUUUCAAAUACAUAUUAUUCAUCAACAAAAGUUAUAUCAAAUCAUUGAAACUAUCUCACAAAAGAAAUCAUACAAAAGUAGAGGACCACGCAGUGGCAAAUCUAGGGGGUGACCUUCCUAAUUCACGGUCCAGCUCUCCUCUAGGUCGAGAGCUUGUAUUAGAAAUGAGAUCUACUGGAUCCGUUGCUGAACUACAUAAACUAAAAUGGUCACCAGCUGGAUAACUAGAACCCACAAAUAAGUUAUAAUACUAGUUCGGUCCAUUUUCUUGGACGGAUAGGUAUGAACUGAACGGUUUUUAACGAUUUGACAUGAAACUGGGGGUUGCUAUUUGGUCCGAGCUUUUUGAUUUUACCCGAAACCGGACCGUAUAACCCAGACCAAGACCGGAUAGCAAACAAUCCAAUACCAUAUUCGGACUUAGAUUUGAGGUAAAAAACCGUUCGAGAACGGGCCGAAAACCGGAUAAAGACCGGAUAAGAGAGCCCAACACCCAAAACUUAACCAACUCCUCACCCCUUGAGGCCUCAGACCACUCAAAUCCCCACAAGUUCAAUAUAAAAUCAAGACCGAAUUGGGACCGGACCGGAUCAAGACCAGACUGUAUCUAAUCCAAUCUUUGUUCCUUAUAUUCCCGAAAAGACCGGACAGGGGCCUGAUCAAUUUGAGCCAAUUUAACUGGAUCGGAUCGUAUAGCCACCCCUACAUGAAACCAUAUAAUCAUCCCGUUUUGCCUGGAUACGGUGACAACCCACUCGGGGGUUGUCAGAUUCACAACCAAGGGUAUUUUGGGUAUGAAAAAAAGGAAUAUAUUAAUUACCUUUUUGUAUUAAUUAUAUUGGGAAUUAAAAACACAUAUUAAAUACAAUUUUUUUCUGAAAUUUAAAUCCUAUACAUUAAUAUCUCUAUUUAUCUCUCUCUCUCUCUCUUCCUUUCUCCAGCAGCCACUCCGCAUUGACCGACAAACUUUUUCUCCGGCGAAUUCUCUCCGGCAGACUCCCUCCGGCAACCUGAAAAAAUGUACCAAUGCGUUAAAAAGUGUACCAAUCUAUUAGUCUAAUGGUAAUUAAUAUACCAGUGCUAGUGGUACGCUACUAGUACGUUAAAAAAUGUACCAGUACUAGCGGUACCAGUAAAAAAUGUACCAGUACUAGUGGUACGCUACCAGUAUAACGCUACCAGUAGAGAAUAACACAACGCUACUAGCACUGGUAGCGGUACCAGUAGCGAAUAACAAAAAAAAAACAGAUGAUAGUGGUACCAGAUGAUAGGGGAGCCACUGGUAUUGGUACCAGUGAGUAGUGGUAGCGUACCAAUAGCGCUACCAGUGGUAUUGGUACCAAUAGUGCUACCAGUGUUAUUGGUACCGGUAGAGACUAUCAGUAGCGACAUAAAAAUGGUGGCGGCAGGGGAGGACAGCGGCGGGGCGCGGGGGGAGGGCAGCGGCGAGGCGGUGGGGAGUGAUGACGAGUUCGUCGGAAGGCCGAAGAACGACGGUGGCCCAGAAAUUGGAAAGGCUGAAAGAGAUGGUCCUCCCAAAAUAGACGUCACUCGGAUUACCCAAUAGGCAGACCCGCGCAUAGGAUCUGUGCUCAAUCACCCCUUCCGCCAUUUCUCUGUUCUCUGAGGAAUCAAAACGAAACCCCAAUUUCGCGAAACCGGGAGAGAAACAAACGAACAAAACUUUGGUGGUGGGUAAGGACGACAAAGGAGGAAGGACAAAGAGAGGGAGGUAAUAAAGGGUGCAAAGAAAAAGAGAGAUGCGUCUCUGGUUAUGAAACUUAGUUGGAUUUUCUUAUAGAGGCAGGGGAAAGCCAAGAGGGCAGAGUCCAUCCAUGGCGGCGGAGAGAGGGGGAGGAGAGAUGGUGAUGUCUACGGGAGAGAGGGAGGAUGGAGGAGUUAGGGUUUUUGUUCUUUUUAUAUGGUAGGGUGAAUGAUUGGGUGUGGUAAAUUUUUACCCUUCCAAAAAUAUCCUUCUUUUAAUCUUAACCGUUAAUUUAAAAAAAGAAGAAAGAGACAAGAGAGAGAGCGUAUCCAAGGGCUAUGAAGUGGGUUGUGAAUCUGACAACCCCCUUAGGGGUUGUCACCGUAUCCCGUCCCUCUACACUACUGUCUUGAUUUCACUUAGAGUCUACAAAUAAAUGAAUCCAACCUAAUCAGACUCGGCCAAAGCGAGUUGAACCCGAUGUUAACGAGUAUUGGGUCGACCGAGAGCAUGUUUUACUCGCUUUUGUAAUUAGUGAGUUGGGUCGGGUGUGAAUUUUGAUAAAAAAAAAUUCGCCCGCUUUCCAUCCAACCCGCAUAAAAUGAUCAAUUCAUUCCUGGUUGAACAUGGUGUUGACGAGUUUUUGGGUUGGAAGCAUGUUGGGCGAGCAGGGUCGAGUUUGGAAUUUUUUAAAAUCUCGCCCCACUUUCCAUCCAACCCGCAUAGAAAAAUAUAUUAAUUAAUUAAUUAAGAUAUUAAAAGAGGGGUUGUCUUUUACACUAUUCCUUAGAGUCACACAUUAGAGUAUUUUUAUUAUUAUUAAAUUAUAGUUUUUCUUUUCAUUUUUAAUUACACAUAAAUGAAUCCAACCUAAUCAGACUCAGCCAAAGCGAGUUAAAACCCGAUCUUAUUAAAUUAUAGUUUUUCUUUUCUUUCUUAAUUACUUUUAUCUCUUGAUUUCCCUUUGAAUUUAAACUAUUUCUUGAUUUCCUUAGAGUCUACACAUAAAUGAAUCCAUCCUAAUCAGACUAAGCUAAAGCGAGUUGAACCCGAUCUUGACGAGUAUUGGGUCGAUCGAGAGAAAGUUUUACCCGCUUUUGUAAUUACCAAGUUGGGUUGGGUGUGGAUUUUGUUAAAAACUCGCCCGCUUUCCAUCCAACCCGCAUAAAAAAUAUCAGUUCAUUCUUGGUUGAACAUGGCGUUGACGAAUUUUUGGGUUGGAAGCUUGUUUAGCGAGUAGGGUCGAAUGUGACUUUUGUUAAAAAUUCACCCCGCUUUCUAUCCAACCCGCAUAGGAAAAUAUAUAAGGUCAAUUGGGGUGGAACAUGGUGUUGACGAGAUUUUGGGUCAGAAGCAUUUUUUACCUACUUUUAUGAUUCGCGAUUUGGGUAGAGUAUGAUUUUUUGUUCAAACAUGGCCCGCUUUUGUAAUUAGCCAAAUGGGUUGGGUAUGGAAUUUUGUUAAAAUUCUGUCAUCUUUCCUUCAUUUGUAAUUAAUAAAACUCCUGCCCUUUACGAUUUUAAUGGUUUUAACAUUCUUUCUUAAUUAGUUUUAUGUCUUAAUUCCUUCUACUUUUCGUACAUCCCACAUCAAGAGAAGGACCUCUUUUUUUUUUUUUCCAACUUAAUUCGACUAGUGAAACCCUCUUUUAAGAAAAUUUGAGUCAGUGA